Molecule: messenger RNA, 3724 nt
Organism: Caenorhabditis angaria
Lineage: Eukaryota; Metazoa; Nematoda; Chromadorea; Rhabditida; Rhabditidae
Source: the annotation of a GenBank genome assembly
AUGAGUGACUAUGAUACUUCGAGCAUUUCAAGUGAAGAAGAUGUUGAGAAUAAAGAAGAAACAUGUAAGCAAAACAUUUCAAAAAUAAAAAAUAAUACUGUCCGUUUGCCAGCAAAAGAAAACGCGCCCCGUCGCACUUUUUUCCUGCUGCCCCGACUUUUUUUUUGUUUUGAAAGUACCGAAAUUUUCUUUUUUUUGUGAUUUCGAGUUGUUUUAGAAUAAAAAAAAGUUCAUAUUUGAAUCGCCGCGCAACCUCCGCUGACGAACGGAAAAAUACAUUUUUUCAGCGCAACAAUGGGUUUAUCGACAUCUCGUUCAAUUUACAAAUUGCGAAGAUAUUUCUGCAAAAACACUGGUAAGUUUAUAUACAUUUCCAAUUUUUUCCAAAAAUUUUUCAGGUUGAUGGAGAUUGCUCUCCUCUCAUUCAAUUGUUAACGGAUAUGACUCAAACGAAAACUUUAUUUAUAACUGUAACUAAACCAGUGCAAGCAGAUUUGUCGACUGUGAGUUUUGUAUCAAAAACAUUUGUAGAUUCUGAUUAUAAUCAUUUUCAGACAGUUGUCGAACCCCCACCGGCACCCGUAGUUCUUCCACCGAAAAAAGUGAAGAGUCAGAAAAAAUUGAAAAAGCCAAAAAGACGAAAAAAGAGAAAAUUGAAGAAGAAGGGUAAAGAGGAUAAGAAGGGUAAAAAAUCGAAGAAGGACAAGAAAAACGACGUGCCUUUGAUUCCUGAGCCAGUUUUGAUAACCAUGGAUAAUGUGCCAGAUAUGAUUUUUGAAUGGAUAUCAGAACAGGAAAUCCCAAAUGCAGAUCAAUUUCUAUUUUUUAUUCCAAAAAGCAAGGUUCCAAAUACUGAAGCUAGUUUGGAUGAGUUAUAUCAUGUUGGAUAUAUUAGAAAUCAACGACAUCUGAAGGUAUAUGCACAGUUUUUUUUAUUUGUGUAAAUCUUUCUCUUCAGGCAGCAUUGAAAUGCUUGGAAAAAGUUUUUCGAGAAAAGUUAACCUAUGCCAUGAAAAUUUAUCUUCUCUUGCAAAUCAAUGGCAUCGAUGAUUUGAAAAUUCCAAAAGAUUUGGUUUUUGAGAAGUUUGUGAUUUUAUUUGAUACUCGAUGACGAAAUCCUCAAUUUGUUUUAUUCAGGUUCAUAAUUGACAAUAUUUCGAGAAAUUAUAACAUUGAUGGGCGAAUCAGAAAUAUCGAAUCUGAUGCAAGAUCAAUAACAUUGAUUCUUUCUCAAACACUUCAAGCAUUUUGCAAUUUACCAGAUUCAACAGAUCGUGCUCGUUUACUCAUACAACUUUCAUUCUAUGACAUUGAAUUUCUCAGCGAAUUUCCUGAAAUACAUGUUACAUGUAGGUUUUACUUUAGAUUUUUAUUUGUCAUAUCAAAGCAUUUUUCAGCUGCAAGAUUCGAACAAGCACUCGAUCAUAUGUCCCUUCUCCAAUUUUUAUACAAAGAAGAAGUGACAGAAUGGAAUCGAAAAACCUACUUAUAUCUUUUGGACCUGUUCUCAACAAUAUUGGCACAUGAAAUCACAAGAAAAUCAAAUUUUAUGACAAACUAUGCUCCGGAGAAAAAAGUCGGACCAAUAUGUGCAAGUUUCAAGAAAGUUGUACAAAAGUUUGUGUCGUAAGUUUAUUUCAUAAAAAAAAGACAAAAAAACAGAAUGGUUAUAGUAAUAAGAAGUGAACCGGGAAAAUUUUCGAGGAAAUAACUAACAGGAAUGUUACUAUGGAGGGAAGUUGUGGAAAAUGAGGGUUUAUCUAUUUAAAAUUCACUUUUUCUUGAAAACUCCUAGGAAAACAACAUCGUCAUCGUUGUCUUCGAUUUUAAUUUCUUCUGCAACAUCAUCAUUUCCAACAACGUCCACGAUCUCACUAUCUCUCUAGAAUCCAAAAUUUUUUAAUUGAAAUACAAAAAUUAUCUUACCUGAUCGUUUGAAAAGGGAUCAACAGGUGGCUCUUCUUCAACUGUAUACAUUGUUUGAUAUGGAAGUUGGCAGAAAAAGUUAUUGGGAACGGGGUUGUGAUGUGGUGGAACUGGAGCUAGAGGCAUUGGGUAAUUCUGAAAUAUAUUUUUUGAGAAGAAACCUCAAAGAUUCAAAAUUUCGCUAUUAAUUCAGUCUAUUUUUUCCCCAGAUUUUUUAACAACUUCCACUCUUAAAAUCCUUUCUCACCAUGCUUGAUAGUAACAUGUUGAACAGAGCCAUAUUCAAAUUUGCUUUGAUCUGAUUUUGUUGAGAAUAAUAAUUAUAUGACUGGAAAGUUCCAUUCAAAAUGUUUUCAAUACUGAAUAAAUGUCCCCCGUUCAUGUUAGCAUUGGCAGUUUGAUAUUGUGGCUCUAAUACAGGACUGACUGGUGCCACGAGUGGCGAAUCUCUCAAUAAAAGUUGUUCGAAAGGUCUUUGCGCAUUGGUUUCAUCAUCUUCAUAACUUGGAGAUGUGUUGCUAUUGUUGUUUUCACCACUCAUUAUCUAAAAACAAAACUUAUUUUAUUAUUUUACAGGGUAUGUCGAGAAAUAUUCGAAACACAAGAAGAUUGGGCAGCAACAAAUAAAGUAUCCUUCUCAUUUUAUAUUGUUGGAAUAUUAGAGGAAGAAAUUGACGUGAGUGUGUUUUAAAUUUUUUUCCUCAUAAUCAAACUAUUUUGAAAUUUUUUAAUCGAUAUUUUGUUAAGAAAAAUUUAAGAAUAGAAAUCUUGAAUGCUUUCCAGCUUCUAGAACUCACAAACUUAAGAGGUGAAAAAAAACUAAAAUUAUUCUCAAACAGAAAGAAAAAAUGUGACUAAAAUAGAAAGAGCUUGAUUUGGACUGCUGAAACCACAAAUUUUGUUAUUUAUUUGUAUAUAAACGACAUAUUUUUGUAGUUUUAGAGGGGUGAUUAUUGGAUAUCUCUGCAUAUUUUUUAAUUAAAAAAUUUGCAUAAAAAAUGAGAAGGGAUUAUACGAAACAAGUUUCGAGAAAUUACUUUUGGAAUUUCGAAUAAUUGUACAAAUUUGAUUGUUUAUAGAACGUAAUUUUACACCAAUGAAAGUGGAGUCUGAGAUGGAAAUAGUUUAGGAUAUUUAAAAUGAGCAACAACAUUUUUAGAACCCGGUAAAUAGUGAAACACCGUUUAAAACGUCUUUUCUUGAAUUUUUGCGUGUUCAUGUGGCUUUUCAUAACCUGGAAACAUACAUUUGAAUUCGAAUUUGUUCCUAGAUAGCGAUAUUCCACUCACAGUCAGUCUCUACCUAUUUUUUAAAUUUUUAAAUUUAUUUUAUAAUGUUUUAGUAACUCCCUGUAGAAAACCUGUAGGGAAUAUUUUGAUACAAACAUAAAAUACUUUUCUCCGAAAAGUGAUUCCACUACCAAUCUACAUAAUUUCAGAGUAUAAUCGAAAAAGUGGAAGAAAUGAACAGCGAAUCUCGAGACAUGAGUCUGGAUCGUAGUGCUAUUCACGCGACAAAAGUUAUUCUUUCUGAGCUAGAUGUUUAUUUACAAGAGGUAUGUUUUCUCCAAAAAUGGUAUGCAAAAACAAAAAUUGUGAGAAGCGAUACAAUUUUGCUUCUUUUCUUUUGUUUUUGCACAAAUAAGAUGUGAUUUUAUGUUAAUCUGAUUAUGUUAAUUUUUUUGUAGAAAUGUCUCGAAUCUGCAGUCGAAAGUGGAAAUUUGGAAUCUUUGCGAAGUUUAGCAGCAACAAUCGUCAAACAUAAUCGUCGACUUGAACGAGUUGUAGCCCUCUAUUAA